Messenger RNA from Perkinsus marinus ATCC 50983, 3174 nucleotides. RefSeq lists its product as hypothetical. NCBI's taxonomy places the organism in Eukaryota, Perkinsozoa, Perkinsida, Perkinsidae. Gene Ontology annotation, molecular function: ATP binding; protein serine/threonine kinase activity. The transcript has 3 exons. Gene Ontology annotation, biological process: protein phosphorylation; intracellular signal transduction. The record is from RefSeq and is a predicted model, not a curated record. Gene Ontology annotation, cellular component: cytoplasm. Bases 1 to 3174 code for a protein of 1057 amino acids.
AUGAACUACCCCCAAUCAUCGGGGUCCAGCAGUGAUAGCAGCAGCUCAUCAGUGCCACAUGGUGGUGGACGGGUACGCUCUCAAUCUGGGCAUGAGUGCGUAGUAGAGAAGAGCCCUAAAGGCCGGUUUCACCGGUUCAACCGGAAACUGGGAUCGGGCAGUUAUAAGACGGUUUAUUUGGCGUUCGAUAAUGACACUGGUAGGGAGGUGGCCUGGAAUGUGAUAUCUUUUGCCCAUCUAUCGCGGCAUGAGCGAAAACGGAUAGAUGACGAGAUUAAAAUUGCCAAGUCGCUUGACCACGAUCGGAUUUUAUCCUUCAUCAAUGCGUGGAUCAACAAGAAAAAAGAGGAAGUUGUAUUUAUCACUGAGCGCGUCAAUGGCGGCUCCCUACGACAAUACAUCAAUCGUUUGGAUGGGCCCUUGAAGGUGAAGGUCAUACGGAUGUGGUGUAAGCAGAUUUUGGAGGGUAUCAACUACUUGCACAAUCAGCUCAAGGUGCCUGUAAUUCAUCGGGAUCUUAAAUGUGAUAAUAUCUUUAUCAACGGUAGCGACGGUAAGGUUCUUAUUGGCGACCUCGGCCUUUCUACUGCAUUGCAGCAUGCCUCUGUUGCCACCUCUAUUGUUGGUACCCCUGAAUUCAUGGCACCCGAGCUGUACGAGGAGAGUUAUGGUCCGUCGGUGGAUAUCUAUGCAUUUGGUAUGUGUCUAUUGGAAAUGGUCACGAGGAGGUUCCCUUAUGCUGAGUGUGCUACUCCGGGCCAAAUCUACAAGAAGGUUAUUAAUGGGGAGAUGCCUGACAGUUUGGAGCGAAUACAGAACAAGGAGUUAAAGCGUAUUAUCGAGCAGUGCAUCGAGAAGGACCCGGCUAUGAGGCCCACAGCAGCUGAGCUGCUGACGAUGUCCUGUUGGGACCAGAAGGACGAUGGCGACGAGUUAGCCACUCUCGAGCCAUUGCCGUCAUCCAAAGAUGACGAUGGUGAGGGUGUUAAUGAUGAGAGCCCUAAUAAGGAGAAGGGUCAUCGGCCGCGAAAGGGGCGUGGUCUCUCUAAUGUGCCUGACCGCGCUGUUGGGGUGGAUACCGUUGCUAGUGCUCAGCCGGGUGUGGCGGCUACCGUUGCUACUCCUAAUGGAGAUCGUUCGGCGACUGUUACUCCACGGGGUAGCGGGGACGGGAUUGGACGUAGUGGCAUGCCCACUGUGAUUCACAGAACGGAGGCGCGAAUUGAGGAGGACGUAGAUGUCCAGCAGCAGCAGCAAGUGGGCUCUGGAGAGAGACGCUCACUCCAGCUAGUCGCUCCUCCAGGAGUUGUGACUGACAGUGAGAGCGUCAAGAGCACUCCGGCAGACGUGGGCCAACAGAGGCUCCGAACGUCUAGUGAGAGCAGCGACGGUGGGAUAGCUUCAAGUGAGCGGACCAUUUCGGCACCAGUGGCCGCAGAACCGGACGCAGGCGCCCGAGCGGGUGGCGGGAUAGACCUGACCAGCGACUCGAGCGAAGCGCCGCAGCUCAUAUCGGCUACUACUCACAUUGAUGCAGCUAACUCUGCUACUCUCACUGGUGGCGAGGCGAUUAUCCGUCGAGAUGUGGCGAGGAGGCCACCCAACUCGAGAGUGAUGGCGGCUGUGGUGGCUCGUGACGGUACAGUGCAGCUGCCUCCGGAGAUUGAGGCCUUCUGUCGUAAAGAGCUGGGGUCGGAUCGAGUCACUAAUGUGGUCUUGCUUAUCGAGACGGAGACGGACAAGUUCCAACGGAUUAACUUUGAGUACAGUCUUGAUGAAGAUACUUGCGACUCCAUCGCAGAAGAACUGCUUGAGAAUAACCUCGUAUGGCGCGAGGUUAAUCGGGACCGUCUUGUGCAGAAGAUUCGACAAGCUGUUUUUAUGAGGGUUAAACAGAUAGCUCUCGAGGAAGGGAUACCUCUAUCCCCGCCAGUUGCUGCAGCUAUUGCUAGCAGCAUCACUUCUACUACUACUACUACCACCGCUGCUAAGCAGCUCGGUGUGAACUCAGUGUCACCGCCGGUCCCAAGGAUCGCGGAGGACCAAGCUUUGAAGGUCUCGGAGUCUCCCAUGUCGCAGCCGAGAACACCUCCGGGUGAUAUAGCUACAGUGUCUGGGGAGGCGGUGGCGGCGGCUACUGAGGGGGAUGGUGACGAGGGUAGGCGCGCACAGGCUCGUGAGGUAGUGACAGCUAAUCCUGUGACGGUGGAGUCUGAUGUUGUAAAGAGGAGUGGGCCGGUUGCUCAGCCACCAGCUAUCAAUCCGCAGACUUAUGCGGCUGUUGCGGCGAUCGUGCCCAUUGGCACUCCUACGACCACGGCCUCGGCUCCUUUCGCGACGAAUCUUCGUGCGGCGGCUGUUGCCAAGCAAAAUGGCCCUUCUCAUCCCGUCGUUGCCGAGACUCCGCUUGGCCCUGCGGAUGAAGUGGCUGACGCACGAGCAGCAGCACCGCCUCAAGCAUCUCCCACUACGCCUGCUAAUGGAGUUGGUGUACCUGCGGUAUCGUCAUGUGGCAAACCGCCCCCUGCUCCACCACCCCGGCCAACCUCGCAUGCAUUGGCUCUCUUGGACACCAGUGGAGGACGGCUUUCGUAUUCCCCUCCGAGUGGACAUGGCGAGCCGUCGAGUGGGACAGGGAAGCUCCUUAAGAAGAUGAGUAUGUCCAAGUAUGUGCCUCUGACACCGGAGACGACAGCUCAUCUCACCAACGAUUCAGUAUCGGGGGUGGGCCUAGAGCAGGUAGUGCCGCACUUUUAUAAGGAUGUCCUGAAUGCGGAGUACGGCGACUCGGGCCAGUCUGGUGCUGAUUCGACGAGUGGUAGGGCCGCCUCGACUAUAUCGUCGGAGGUCCCAAUUUUCCCCGAGAUCCCUCCACCGUUGAACGAUGGUCAUGCUCCGACCGAAGAGGAUGUCGCCUGGGUACAGAUAGCGCUGGCGGCGGUGGUGCCUAGUGUGAGGCCGACAGCUUUCCCCAAGAUAGGCGUCAUGUGUCCGGCCACGGUCGAGGUUAUCAAGGGCUUUCAAGGCUACCACAGUCUCCCUGUUGAUGGUAAUAUGGAUGAUCGGACGUGGCAAGUGCUGGUGGAUGCAUUGGAAACGAGGAGACAGAAGAUUGAGGAGAGGGAGGCCAAACGGGCAGAGGCGAAAUUGAAGGCUAAGAUGGUGAGCUUAUAG